GACUACUUGCACUGCUUGCAUCACUGAAAGCUACUUCAGUUCAGUUGCAAGGUCGAUUAGCCUUCCCGGACUGACCAUGCAAAGCCACGUUCGGCAGCUGCGUUGUCCUAAGCAAGGGAGAUCAUGUGGGUGGCGCUCACUCCGUCUUCCAAACCUUCGGAGCUCGGAUGUGGGCCCCAAAUUAGGCCAGCCAGUGUCAAGAGAUGGCCGAAGUCCGCUUGCCGGUUCAGAUGAGCUUCCUCUGCUGGGCAAGCGCAUCAUCGUUACAGCGCCUCGCCAGUACUCCCAGAAGCUGUCAUCCAAACUGAUUAACGCCGGCGCCCGGCCGCUGGUGGUGCCGGGGGUGGCCAUCACGGAACUGGAGGGGGCGGAGCUGGAGCAGAUGCGCGGCUACCUGCGGGCCCUGCUCGCCGACCCGCACCCAGCCUCCUCGCUGUCGCACAUCGCCUUCACCAGCAAGAACGGCAUCUUCGCGCUCCUGGAUCAACUGGCGGCAGUAGCAGGAGGCGUGGAAGCAGCUUGCGGCUGGCUGCGACGCAGCGGGUUGCGGCUGUGUGCCCUGGGUGCUGACGGGGAGGUGCUGGUUGGGCUGGGGCUGGAGGUGCACGUGUCGCCGCCGGAGGCCUCAACACUGGGUCUAGUGCGGGAGCUGGAGCGUCGGGGCGAGGCGGCAGGAGCGCGUGUGCUGUGCCCCGUGCCGCGGGUCACAGGCGGGCUGGUGGAGCCGCCGGUGGUGCCCCGCUUCCUCAAAGCCCUGGAGGACGCGGGCGCGGUGCCUGUGCGACUGGACGCCUACCUCACACGCCUGGGCUGCCGGCCGGACGGGUGCGGGCUGGAGCGGGCGGCACUGCAGGGCGGGCACGUGCACGCCGUGGUUUUCAGUUCCACGGCGGAGGCCCAGGGGCUGCUGCAGCUGAUGGGCGGUGCCGAGGCGUUCGGGGCGGCGGUGGCGGCGCACGGCGUGACACUGGCGGCGCACGGGCCUUACACCGCGGCGGGCGCGGCGGCGGUGCUUGGGCUGCCUGUGCCGGUGGUGUCGAAGAACUUUUCCACCUUUGACGGAGUUGUGGCGGCGCUGGAGGAGCACUUCACACAGGCCGGUCAGCAGCAGCGGUAGCAUGGGUAGCAGAGGCGAAGGCAGGAUGGGAUAGAGAAGCGGGGCAAGGAGGGAGCGGGAGCCGGAGGGUGGAGUCAAGGGAGGACUCACCAGGUCCGUUGUGCCUCCCUGUGUGACGUGAGGAGUUAAAGUGGUUGCGGCCAGUCCGCCAAUCGUGUGCGAAGCCACUGUAGAUGCACGAGCCUAAUCAUGGACUGAUGCGGAAGCGGAAGUACUGGCAUGUGCGAGUUUGGGGGGUGGGGGAGGUCAUCGCGUGGCGUUGCUGCCGUGUUUUGUUUGUGCGGUGGAUGUGGACGUUAGGUUGUCUAUUAUGGCACCCCUGCGUUUCACUCAAGCCACGGGCUGGUCGGUUGACCUCUGAUGUCAAGGAGCUUAACAGGGGUCGGUGGGGUUGGCCGACGUUGCAUGGGGCGCCGCCCGUACGUUGCAUGGGUCGACUGGCCGCCCAUAAAUUGGAACAGUUUGCUGUUCUUGCAUACA
Chlamydomonas reinhardtii is the source of this 1597-nucleotide messenger RNA. RefSeq lists its product as uncharacterized. Bases 77 to 1117 code for a protein of 346 amino acids. NCBI's taxonomy places the organism in Eukaryota, Viridiplantae, Chlorophyta, Chlorophyceae, Chlamydomonadales, Chlamydomonadaceae. The record is from RefSeq and is a predicted model, not a curated record. The transcript has 8 exons. Gene Ontology annotation, molecular function: uroporphyrinogen-III synthase activity. Gene Ontology annotation, biological process: tetrapyrrole biosynthetic process.